Messenger RNA from Monoraphidium neglectum, 6279 nucleotides. RefSeq lists its product as hypothetical. The coding region runs from base 1 to 6279 and encodes 2092 amino acids. Lineage: Eukaryota; Viridiplantae; Chlorophyta; Chlorophyceae; Sphaeropleales; Selenastraceae. The record is from RefSeq and is a predicted model, not a curated record. The transcript has 20 exons.
AUGGAGGAACGCAGGGCGGCAGGGCAGCGCUCGGCGCCGGCGGAGCUGCGCAAAGCCCUGGGCCUGUGGGCCUGCGCGCCCGGGUGGCUGCCCGCCGAUGCGCUCGUUGGGCAGGAGGUAGCCGUUGAGCGCCAGGAGGCGGAUGAGGCGACGGCCCAGGCAUGGCAGGCUCAGCUGCGUCGGCUGGCGGCCAUCAACUCUGGCUGGCAGCCGCGGUACACACAGAUGGCAGAGACCGCGCCGCCGCCCUCGGCGCACGCUGCGCAGCUCGUGGCGGAGGCGCGCGCGGGUGCUGCCGCAGGCGGCCCCCUGUCGAUGCUGCUGCCGCUGGUCCGCGCACUCGAGUGGGGCGUUGCCUCAGCCCCAGGCCCCGGCGAGGAUGCCGAUUUCUCACUGUUCCCGCCGCAAGAAGCACGCUACACUGCCCAUCGCAGCGACGUGCUCUACCUGGCCCUUGGGCUGGCGCAGCUUGCGCAGCGCGUGACGGGUGUCCCCUGGCAGCAGCGCCAGUGCCUGGCCAGGCGCAUCGACACCCUGGCGAGGCGGCUCUGGUCCUGCGCCUCGGUCGCGCGCCACCCACCGCGGCCGCCUGACCUGACGACCGCCGAGCCCGAGUCUCUGAUCCACAGCCAGCGAUGGCAGAGCGACAAGCUACUUCAAAAGGCCACAUUUGAAGGGGACGGCGGCGGCGCUGUUUGGGACAGCACUGAUGACGGCGCGUGGUGCGGCGGCCCGCGCGUCGUCUCGCGGCUUGCAGGCAACCCCUGGCUGUGGGUGGUGCAGCCGCAGGAUCUGCCGCUGGUGGAGGCCUGGCGUGCCUUGGGCAGGGCGGCAGCGCUGCUGCGGAUGGGGUGGGACGACCCCCACAUCGCGGCGGCGGCCCUGCAGGGCACGCGGCUGCUUGUGGGCGGGCAGGACGGCUACUACCAGCACCACGGGGCCCUGCACAUGCAGCUGGUGGCGCUGCUGCGCGCGGGGCGGCCGCGCGAGGCGCUCAACCUGGCGACGGCGGCCGACAUGCCGUGGGAGCGGGCAAACCUUGAGCUGCACCUUGGCGGCUCCUCCAUGGUGCCCAAGCUGCUGGCAGCCGACGCGGAGCGCCUGGCAGAGUGCAGGGAGGACGAGGCCGCCUCGGACUUCACGCGCGCCACGCUGCUGGAGGUGGCGCUGCUGGAGCUGCAGCACAGCGCACGCGGCGGCACCGGCCGGCCCAGCCCUCAGCGCUGCCUCGAGGCGCUCAGGCACGCGCUGCUGGCCCUGGCGCGGCGCCGCUCGGGCGCGCCUGUGUCGCUGUCUGCGGCGUGCUCUGGUGACGGAGUGGAGCAGGGCCUGCUGUGGGAGCUGCUGCGCAAUGUGGUGGUGGCGUGCGGGCGGGAAGUCCAGGAGGAAGGCUGGGGACGCGACAGCAGGGGCGAAGGCGACAGCGCGCCGGCUGCUUCACCACGUGCGAGCACCCAUGCACAAGGCGGCGGCCGCUGGGCCAGCCUUUUCCCUCCGCCGCCUGUCUCUCCCCUGGAGCCUGAAGUGUUGCUGCGUCACAGCCGGCUGCUGCACAGCCGCUACCACUGCGCAGAGACGCCCUCUGGGCGCUGUCCAGACGCGCUGCAGGGGCUGCGCAUCGCGUCGUCUCGCAGCACGCUGUGGCAGUUUGCAGCAACGUUGGACAGUACCUCAGUGGAGCGUGGCCAGAGGCAGCCAGCAGGGAGGGUGGCGACGGCGGAGAGGGAGCUGCAGACACAGUUCGAGCUGGAGCAAGAGAAGACGGAGGCGCGCGUGCGGUUGCUGCGUGAGUGCAGAGUUCCAAUGGUGAGGGCGAAAAACAACCCGGCUCAGGAGGAGGGCUCCGCCGACGAGGGAGAGUUUGAUGAGCCGGGGCAGCCUGAUGAGAUGCUGUGGCACAAGACGCGCCGCAGCUUCAAGACGAGCCAAUACAUGAGGGCUGCAGCCCAAUUCAAGUACCAGUUACCAGAGUAUUCGGAGCUGCAUUUUGCGCAGCCUGCAGCAGCUGCAGCAGGCGCACCCCAGCCAAGGGCGCGGCCUCGCAAGCCCGUCAACUGGCCAGGCCGCUCGCAGCAGCGCCGCGUGCAGGCUCGGCCAGGGCAAGCGCAUGUUCAUCCUGCUGCAGUUGCCGUCAUGCAAGUGGAAGCAGCCCUGCAAGCGGGCAAGCCCAGAGCCGAGGACGACGACGUCGUGCCGCUGACUUGGCCCAGCCCCUCUGGCAGCCUGGCGGCGAGCAGCAUGCUGUGCCUGAUCACGCGGCAGCUGCCCUGGCAAGAGGAGGAGCUGCCGCACCAGGGCCCUGCAGCGCUGGCGUGGUGGAAGGAGCACGAGGUGGCGCACAGGGCGGCGCAGGAACGGCAGCGCCACGAGGCCAAGGCUGCAAAGCGCGAGGCCCGAAGACUCCAGCGGCAGCAACAGCAGCAGCAGCAUCAGCAGCAGCCGCAACAGCUGCAGGGGGCAAAUUAUGAUCAGCAGCAGCAGCGGCAGCAGCCGCCGUCGCCGCCGCAGCAGCAGCCGCAGCAGCCGCAGCAGCAGCCUGCGGCCGAAGCGGGAUCACCAUGGCCAGCCCAAGCCCUUGCCCAGCCCCACCCUUUUGGGUGGCUUCACGCGCGCCAGGAGACACGACUGGCAGGCAUUUCCGAAACUCUCGAGCGCUGCUGCUGCAGCGGCAUGCUGGCGGGGCCGGCGCUGGCGCAGGGCGUGCUGGCGGGUGCCGCGAGCGUCGCGUGUGUUGAGCAGCUAGUCGCCCCGGGCAUGCGGGAGCAGCUGGCCCGUGACCUGCUGGCUCUGGGACAGACCGCGCUGGCGCUGAAGGCCGCAGAGGCCGUCGCGCUACUGGGGCCGGAGGGGGAAGCGGCGCGCGACCGGCUGGAUCCCAGGCCAGGCAGGAGCCCCUCCUGGGUGCUCCACGCGCCGGAAGGUACUGAUCUUGAGCAGCUGCUGGGUGCGGAGCUGAUGGAUUACGUCAUCGCCGGCUGCGACAAGGAGGAGCAGGAGCGCUUCGCCGGGGUGGUGGCCCUGGCACUGUCGCGUGCUGAGCGCAGGUUGGCUGAGGGCGCGGGCCUGCAAGCCGCGCUGCACCUGGCCGCCCGCGGCGGCGCACCCUGCGGCGCACUGCGGAUUGCGGCAGCCGCACUGCGCCUCCGCCGCGCGCACCUGUGCUGCAUAUGCACCUGCGGCUCUGGCCGGAGAGGGUCUCUGCACGACGGCCCCAGCGCAGCGUGGCGAGACGGGCCGUGCGCUGUGUGCAACACGCGCUGGCCAGUACCGGGCCGGGCGGUUGCCGACGCGCCUGAGUGCCUGUGGCAGCAGCUAGAUGUGGCCACGGCGCUGCGGGCCAGGGCGCCAUGGCGGGUUGGGGACUGGGGCAAGCCCGUGAAGGGCUGCAAGGGCGACCCCCUGUCCUGCCGCCCGCUCCUGGCCGCAGUCAGCGCAGCCAGCUGGGCGGGGCUGCGGCGCAGUGCGGCAGCGGACGCGGCCGCUUGCGAGGGCGACCGGUUGGGCAUGGUGCAGGAGGCAGUGCGCGUGGCGGAGCUGGUGGCCCCAGCCUUGAAGGGCCCCGCGGCAAAGCGACAACGCAUCCAGCAGAGCCAGGCCCUGCUGCAGCGGUCAGCGGCUGAGCUGUCAGUGCCUGGGGCGCUGCCGCUCGUGGCGGAGCUGCUGCGCGCCGAAGGCGUGAGCCAGGACUCGCUACGGCACCUGCACCAGUGCCUGCUGCCAUACGCCGGGGGCGCUCUGGGGUGGAUCGACGAGGGCUGCGUCGCCACAUCGUACGGCGCUGCGCUGGCGGCCGCCGCGGAGGUCCUCAUGCGCCACGUGGCGAAGAGCAGGGCGGCGACGGAGGCUGCGUGGGGGCCGGACUGGGGCGAUUGGGACGUCAUGCUUCUGUGGGAGCGCCAGGAGUGGGAUGCAGGGAGGCUGGGGGCCCCGGCGGACGGCUGCGCGCGGGACACCUGCCUGUCGCUGCAACCCCAGGGCUUCCCCGGCCCCGUGGUCCUGCCGUCUCUGACCCUGCUGGGGGACCUGGUGCAGAGCUGCGUCUUCAGCCAGGCGCCGCUGCCGCGCUGCCUGCUCCUUGUGCCAGCACUCCUGACAGGGCCGCCCGCCAUGGCGGCCAUCUGCGUCCCAACCCUGGCGCUCCACGCCGCGCGCCAGCUGGCGGCCCUGGGCCUGCCCUCUGCCGCGCUGGCCGCCGCCCUCUCCUCCUACCGCGCCCUGGCCCUGGAGCCAUACCACCCUGGUGGCCAGGAGCCGCGGCAGGUCAACCUGGCCGGCUACAGCGGCCACAAGCAGCCGGAUGACGCCAUGAGGGCCGCACUGGGAGACCUGCUGGGCUUUGCCAUCCGCGCUGCUCACCACCUCCUGACCACGACUGCUGCAGCCGAGCCCGCAGCUGUCGCGGCCAGCUUCGCCCUGCUGGGCCGCGAACAAGCCAGCGCAGACCUCAGCCCCCCCGCUUCCGGCCGCUGGCUGAGGGCGCCGACGAAGCCGGUGCCCGAGGGCCUGGGGGCUCAGCUGUUUCUCCUGGCAAAGGAGGCGGCGGCCGCGGGGCCGUGGCCCGCUGCAGGCCACGUCCCGCUGCUGCUGGCGACGCAGGCUGCCUCGCUGGUGGGGGAGGGCGUCGGCACGUGGCGGCGGCUGCGAGGGCAGUGCAGCGGCGGACAGUGUGCAGACGUGCCGGUUGUGGCGCACACCGUCACGUCCUGGGGCGUGGGUCUGAGGGGCAGCCACACGAGGGCUCAGGCGGAUGAGAUGUACUCCCGCUACCGCAAGUGGGUGGCGUUCGGGCAGGCUCGGAGAUCCGAUCACCGGAUGGACCUUGAUGAGUGGCUCAGGGCCAACCAGGCGUCCGCUGAGUUUGAGAAGGGGCGCUCGCAGGUUGAGCUUGACAGCCAGGAGGAGGACAGCCUGGGGCUCAAGUCCUGCGCCUGGGACGGGGGAUGGCACCAGAUCACGUGCAGCGGCCGCGACAUCUGGCACAGACUCGCGCUGCCCCUCCUCCUAAGGCCGUGCGACGUGGGCGUCAUGCUGAGGGACCACCGCGUCCUGGCAACGCCGGUCCACAUACUGCACUGGGUGGCGCAGCAGCUGGAGGCGCUCGGCGGCCGCGAACAGCGGGACGCGAUCCGCCUGGUGCUGGGAGCUCUGGGUGUGGAGGGCACCGCCAACUGCGGCCCCUGGGCAGCGCCGGAGCUGAUGCUGCUGGUGCCCACGCUGCUGAGGGCCGAGGCAGCGCUCGCCCUGGAGCAGCCUGCCGCCGCCAGCGCCACUGCUGCGGGCGCGCAGGCGGUGCGGGCGACUGCAGCGGCCGCGGGUGCUGAGGAGGCCGGCGAAGGAGCGGUGCCUCGAGGUGCCGCGCCCGCGGCUGCUGCAACUGCCGGGUGCAGCCGGUUGGCGCGCGCCGUGUGGGCCCUGGUGGAGGGGGCGACCGUCCCGGCGUGCGCCCCGAGGUGCGACCUCCAGCCUGGCGGGGAGUGGCCGGACGCCACCUUCUUCCAGGGGCCCAGCUACCUGCACUCGCUGCUCAAGGCGCUGCGCCUCCUUCCGGAGUUUGUGGUGCGCCACCCGCACCUCAACGCGCCAUGCCACCACCGCCUGGUCCUCAGCUUCAUCCUGCGGGUUCCCACAAGGGCUGUCCUGGAGUGGGGCAACACAGCUCUCUUUGCCCUGGACGCCAUGACCACAGCUGCAGCUCCCUGCCAGCCAGCGGAUGCCGCACCUGGCAGCGAGGCCCAUGGCUCAGACCAACAGAGCGAGCCGGGCAAGGCCACGGCGGGCCCCUGCCCAGGGGGCGCGGGGACAGGAGCAGCAUCAGCACAAGCUGCAGCCGCGUCGGGCUGGCCCGGCCCGCCGCCGCGCCCGCAGGAGCUGUGGUUUGACGUGGCGCGCGAUGACCUGUGGGAGCGACAGCAGCUAGUGGUGCCGCCGGGCCUGCGGCCACACCCUGCGCUGGCUGAGCUGCUGUCUGUGCUGCCCAAGGCGCCACAGCGCGCGCAGCAGCAGAAGUCGACCAAGAGGAAGUCCAAGAGGAGGCAGCCAGCGACCAAGCGGCGCAAGCAGCAGCAGAGGCGGCAGCAGAAGACGGGAGAAGACGCGGGGAACAACAAGGGCACCGGCGAGGAUGGCGGCAGCGGCGCGGGCAAGUGGGAGUGGCGCUAUGUGCCACGGCACCUGCUGUGGAGGGUGCACGCCAGCAUCGCCCGCAACACCGCCUUUGAGGGCCAUUGGUGCCGAAAUGAGUGGCCCUGGUACCCCCCUGAGAUGGAGCAGCUUGGCUGA